AACAAACGCUUAUCGGGCUAUCACAAAUCAGCUACGCUCCAGUUCCGUAACCGUUUCUCACUUAAAACCUCACCACGGAAGCCGAGCCUAAAACCUCUCAGAGGCUGUGUUGCUCAGUGGAUGCCAGCUACCCUAUCAGCCAUGUCUUCAUUGAUAUUAAGAGCUUCAUGGGACACCCAACAGAGGCUUCCAUACAAUCCCAAUGCUCCCCGAAAUCCCAACAAAAAACCCUUAUCCCAACCCAACACUCUCCCUCCUACACCAUCGCCCCUAGCUUCACCAUCUAUCUCCUUAACUGCCCAAUCGGUAUCAAACCUUCUCAAGCGCAACACUAAAGCUCAAGGGGUUGUGACAAAAUUGGAGGACACUUAUUUAGGAUACGAGAGAUGGAUGCCAAGUCCACCAAAAGUGGAGAAGCCUCGAUCAGUUUAUAAUGCAGCAACUUUAGCAUAUAUUGGUGAUAGCAUAUAUGAGCUAUAUGCUCGCAGACACUUUUUGUUUCCUCCAUUGAGUAUUGAGGAACACAAUGAUCGUGUAAUGGCAGUAGUACGUUGUGAAGCACAGGAUGCAUUGCUCCAGAAGCUUCUUAACGAUAAUUGCCUAUCAGCUGAAGAAAGAGAUGUUCUUCGGUGGGGAAAGAAUGUUGGUUCAGCUAAAACGCGGACAAAAAAGCGUGCUGGAGCAGCAGUUUAUAACAGAGCAUCUUCACUGGAAACACUAGUUGGCUACUUGUACCUCACAAAUGUAAAUCGUUUGGAAGAAAUCAUGCUAAAGUUGGGGUUCUCAACUGGUUCAUCCGCGCAAAUGAUCCCGGAGGAAGUUGACGGUGAGCUGACAACAAUCUAGAGUGCACCUUUCAAAGUUGAACCAUACUAGCAACAUCUCUGUAUUCUAUGCUUAUGUUUCCAUGAGCUUCCUGCCAUUAUACGAUGGGAACACCCAGGGCAUGGCAUCAUUUGUUAAUGGUGCUAGUGCCCAUUAUAUCCAUCAUUCAUUUGUCCUGGUAAUAUUAUCCUUGUUUGGAGAAUCUCAGGCAAUGUUGUCUUGUAAUGAGAGGUGCGUACAAGGAAAUUUCAUUGAAAAUUCUGUUCCAACUAUGGUUUAAAAGUGCCUGGAGCAUUUAUCUA
This is a messenger RNA of Hevea brasiliensis (rubber tree), 1127 nucleotides long. RefSeq lists its product as uncharacterized. The record is from RefSeq and is a predicted model, not a curated record. Gene Ontology annotation, molecular function: ribonuclease III activity. Gene Ontology annotation, biological process: RNA processing. The transcript is spliced from 6 exons. NCBI's taxonomy places the organism in Eukaryota, Viridiplantae, Streptophyta, Magnoliopsida, Malpighiales, Euphorbiaceae. Bases 121 to 846 code for a protein of 241 amino acids.